AUGUAUCAGUAUGGGCGCAUCAGUUGUAACAAAUGUAAGGCGGUCUCAAGGUUCUGCCCUCCAAGAAAAUCUUGCCGUGAUUGGAUAGGACCUCCAGAUAAAUAUUCAAACCUUCGACCUGUUCACUUUUACAUCCCUGAGAAUGAAUCACCAUUGGAGCAAAAGCUUAGAGAGUUAAGACAAGAAACACAAGAAUGGAAUCAACAGUUCUGGGCUAACCAGAAUUUGACUUUUAUUAAGGAAAAAGAAGAAUUUAUUCACUCCAGACUGAAAGCUAAAGGACUGGGCCUACAAACUGAAUCAGGUUAGUGCAUUUAUGCUUUGUUUUGGCUAAUACUGUUUUGGCAUGACCAGGUAGAAAGAAGGAAUGUUGAAUAAAGGAAGAAAGUUCAAGGGCAUGUCCCAGCCUCUUGGGAGCAGACUGUACCUUUCUGUGCCCUUCACUCCUGCCAGGUCUCUUUUUCUCACUUGUCUCCAGGGAUGACUUUUCCUUUGUAUACCCCUCACCGUUGGGAUUUCCCACAGGGCCAUGGUUCCCGUUUUUCUCCUUGGUGGUAUCAUAUCCUCUCAGGAUUUUAGGUCCCUCCCUAUUCUUUUUCUCCUUCAAUACUAGGGAUGAAUCU
Molecule: messenger RNA, 623 nt
Organism: Castor canadensis (American beaver)
Lineage: Eukaryota; Metazoa; Chordata; Mammalia; Rodentia; Castoridae
Source: RefSeq, a predicted model, not a curated record